UAUUUGACAAUUGUCAUUGACAGUUAUCAACAACAAUAACAAUAUUUAAGAGCGUGAUUUAACAAUAGAAUUAUCUAUUGAUCAAAGUACACGCACUUCAGCUUCAGUAAUAUGGUUGCUACUGUUGCCUAUGAAUAUUAUCUUAACUACCUUAAUUUUCAAUUUAUUUAAAAUUGUACCUCUAUAUCCAUUACCAUGUCAAUGUCAUACAUUCCCAGAGUUACACAGCUAGAUUCUCUACAAUUGGAUGAGCAAGUUGAGGACUUAUUCAAACAACUGUUAUUUAAUGCUACGAAAUUUCUAGAGCCUGGAAUUCUUCAGCCAAUUUUACCUGAGCUUGAACUCUUAUUAAGAUCUUGGAUGUUCAAGUACUCAUUAUGCAACAAGAAAUGUACAUUUGGUCAGGAAAUGUUAUCCUUGAAAUAUGACACCACAAACCUUUCAAAAAGCAAAUUGUAUUGGUACUAUGGCUAUACAAUAGGUUUAAGAUAUUUGAAAGACAGAGCCCUGUAUAGUUUAACUUCAAAUAUAAAAGUGCAAAACUUUUGCACUAAAUUAGAAACAUUUCAAUUGAUAGGAGAUAUUUUUAACUUCCUAAGAUUUAUACAGACUGGGAAAUAUCCGGUAUUAAUAGAUUUUAUACUUGGACUUGAACUGACUGCAGAUAAACUGGCAAGGGAAGACCUUACAGAUCUCUCCUGGACUCGAGAACUGUUAUGGCAUAAUCUAAUUGAAUUAAUAGGUACAGUGGUUUCUCUGGUCAAUUUGUUUGGGUUAAGAAGAAAACUGAGCAAUACUUUAAAAUAUGUUUGGUGGCGAAAACAUGUUCGGUCUGUCGGAGGAGCAAAACCACCAACAAUGACAAUCAAUACUGUUUGUGCUUGUUGCUCAAACAAACCAGUACUACCUCAUGUGAUGGGCUGCUCACAUAUAUUUUGUUAUUAUUGCUUAUCGGCAAAUAAAGCUGCUGAUCCUGAAUAUGAAUGUCCAAAAUGUUAUUUAAAUGGAAAUGAUAUUACUAAAUUUAGUAUAAAUUUAUGAGAGUGGUAUACAGUGAUGAAAAUUUAUUCUUAAUAUGAAUGAAAAUAGAAUACACUAAUCAAGUUAAGGGUAUUAAAGGUUGUGACUUAAUA
Molecule: messenger RNA, 1133 nt
Organism: Papilio polytes (common Mormon)
Lineage: Eukaryota; Metazoa; Arthropoda; Insecta; Lepidoptera; Papilionidae
Gene: Pex2
Product: peroxisome biogenesis factor 2
Exons: 5
Coding region: 196-1041 (281 amino acids)
Biological process (GO): protein import into peroxisome matrix
Cellular component (GO): peroxisomal membrane
Molecular function (GO): zinc ion binding
Source: RefSeq, a predicted model, not a curated record